AUGUGCCAAGGUGGUGAUUUCACUCUGGGCGAUGGCAGAGGUGGCGAGUCGAUCUACGGCGAGAAGUUCGCUGAUGAAAACUUUGGCCUGAAGCACACCAAGCCCUACCUUUUGUCCAUGGCCAACGCUGGUCCUGAUUCGAACGGAUCUCAGUUUUUCAUUACCGUUGCGAAGACCCCGUGGCUGGACGGCCGUCAUGUUGUUUUCGGACGUGUCUCCAAGGGCGUUGAUAUUGUGAAGAAGAUCGAGGCUGUAGGAAGCCAGAGUGGCACUCCAAGUGCGAAGGUUGUGAUUGUCGACUCGGGUGAACUGCCACUUGAGAAAGAAGAGGGAGCUCCUACUACUGAGAAAGACCAAGAAUUGUGA
Molecule: messenger RNA, 366 nt
Organism: Perkinsus marinus ATCC 50983
Lineage: Eukaryota; Perkinsozoa; Perkinsida; Perkinsidae
Product: cyclophilin 1, putative
Exons: 4
Coding region: 1-366 (121 amino acids)
Biological process (GO): protein peptidyl-prolyl isomerization
Cellular component (GO): intracellular membrane-bounded organelle
Molecular function (GO): peptidyl-prolyl cis-trans isomerase activity
Source: RefSeq, a predicted model, not a curated record